Pelobates cultripes (western spadefoot toad) is the source of this 4200-nucleotide messenger RNA. The record is from the annotation of a GenBank genome assembly. NCBI's taxonomy places the organism in Eukaryota, Metazoa, Chordata, Amphibia, Anura, Pelobatidae.
CUCGACAUCAUCAGCGCGCGCCUCUUUCAAACGCGUCCGUUUCCUAGGAGAACAAGCUCAGUGUCCCCCGAAGCAGCAUGGCGGCCAAGCUGGACAGCCUGACUAGCAGUCCGAAGGAGGCGGCCGUGGGCCAGCCCGGAGUGUCGAUGGGCAGGCUCGAUAUGACCCAGGAGGAGCUGGAGCGCUUUAAGACCGCCUUCCAGGACCAGGAAUUCCGCAAGAUGUUCACCGACUACGUGGAGGAACUCAACGACCCGGAGACCCGGCGGCGCUACGAGGAGGAGAUCCGGCUGUUGGAGCGGGAGAGGGGGGUGGACAUCCAGUUCGUGUACCCCAGCCCGGGCUACGUAUUGCUAACCAGCGCCAACCGCCUCAGGAGGUGCUACAUCAACGUGUGCUCCAAUAGCAUGAUCCCCGAGCCGCAGGCGGUGCGUGGGACCGACCAGAAUGCCAGAGGGGGGAGCUACUGGACCCUGCCCUACAUAAUCACCCCCACAAGGGAGACCACCGAGCAGGAUGGCAGCCGCUCCCUGCUCUACGAUGUGCUCUUUCACCCAGAGACCAUGGAGCUGGUCAACAAGAAUGUGAAGUUCAAGCAGAUGGUGGACUCGCUGGCAAUGAGUGGGGUCUCUAAAUACUUCAGUUUGGAGCUGGACCGUAUCAACGUCAAGACUCUCAGCGCCAAGUACAUGGGGCCAGCUCAGAGUGCUGUGAUCAGGAAACCCAUCCCGGGGUUCGUUCCCAAUGCUGACACUCCAGCACCCCUGGAGGGUCCUUACCCGUACACCGAGCUCCUUAAAGGAGGAACAGGGCGGGAGUCACCUGCUGCUCGGCCCAAGCCAUCUGUGCAUCCCAAGCAGGGUGUCAAUAAACCCAGAGCCCCACACCCACCCCCCACAACUCCCCAUUAUACCAUCCGUCAAAGGUCACACGUGGAUUUUCAGGAUUACACCUUAUCCAGGUUCUCUGCACCCAGCCCUGUGCCUGAUGAGCUGGUGGUCACUGUAGACAUGCCUUUGUUAGAAUCAGCAUCUAGUGUCUCUCUUCAUAUCCUAAGCAAACAGCUUCAUCUGGAGUCUAUAGAACCGGUUUAUAAACUUCAAGUGGAUCUCCCCUACAUGGUGGAUGAAAAUCGAGGAAAUGCCCAAUUCAACAAGGCAAAAAGGCAGUUGGUCCUGACUUUGCCUGUUGUUCGACAGAGAUUAAUGCAAUGUCGGAUGUGCCAAGAUAGAAAUUAUGGUACCUGGGAUAACAGCUCCAGAGUCUCGGUCUGCCCUCAUUUCGUACAAAGUGUUUCCCAGUUACCUCAAGCAAUCACCAUGCCAAGGUUUUGUCAACCAAAUAACACUUCCUAUAACAGCAUGCAGCACAUUCUUACAUCCCCUGAUGUUCUGUGUCCAGUAUUCACUUGCACACAAGAUAAUACAUCACUUUCGUUAAUUCUACACACUCAAGACGUGGACAAAAAGAGCGUACAGGCUAACGUGGAGAUUAACCAGUUUCAUAUAAGUUACCGUGUGAAACAUGGCUAUACUUACUAUUUUUUGCUGAUCCAAUUUCUUCCCAAGUACUGCUUGAAUAAAAAUGAGCUCUCCAUUAAUGUCACUGAAAACAAUGCAGUUGUUGAGUUGGCUAAAUCUCCAGAAAACUUUGGCUUAUGGAAAAACCUGUACUUCGGGGACAACAGAAAUCCAUUGCAGGUAAUGUAUUGUAAUUAGGGGCUCAUCCUUCUCAAUUGUUUGGUCUACUUUUUAAUAGGGAAAGGGGGGUUAUGCACAUAUAAUAAGCUAAAAGUGUCAUCUGAUGCCCUCAGACUAUCAUUAAAGGCCCAUUGACAGUUGGGAGAUUUUAUUUAUAAAAUAUUUUACCAGGAAAGAUACAUUGAGAUUUCUCUCGUUUUCAAGUAUGUCCUGGGUCCACAAGUCAUUUUUAGUCAUAAGACUUAAAAAAUGCAUGAUUUUUAUUACAUAUUGCCACUUAAUACUAAAACAAUUACAAUUCAGUCUUGCAUUAACUGACAUAAUAGUUCUGCAUUGCCUACACAUAGUAAAACACUAUUUCCAGGUUACAUUGUACAGUAAAAACAUCAAUUUAAAAAUAUUGCUCUGCAUACUUUGACUAAAUUCUAACUUGUUAGUAUUGUCUGAACAUACAAUACAGCAGCAGUUUGCCGUUUAAGUUUACCCUCCAUAGCUUCAGUUUGUUUGGACAAUGUAGUGAUUUUAAACUGUAGCACAUAGAUCUCCAUGUUUGUGAACAGGCAUUGUUUAAGAGAUGUCAGAAAUGUUCUAAUGAAACCUGGAAGCGGUAGCACAGGUACAGUAGAGUAAUGUAAUUUGUACAAGCUUUUGGUUUUUCCUUGUUUAACAAACUGUUUAUAAAUUUAUUGAAAACAGGAAAGAAAGUUUGUCUGUGAAGACAAUGUAGCAGAAUUUCUGGAAAGCAGCAGCCAAGGCCCACAGGUCCCGUGGUCUACACUUGAAGAUGAACUAUUGCUUGAAGUUCUUGAGCUGAAUGAUCAGAAAGCUCAUAUUCAACUGAAUGUAAGUUGACAUGUAUAUUUCUGUUGGAAUGUCUUUUUUUAUUUUUUAUUUUUUUUAUUUCUUCACCCCUAUCUUUCUCAACUUUAUGGAGAUAUGUGGCCCAUAGCAGCUAUAAUACCAACUCUAGCCAUUCCAAUUGGUGGUAAACCUUUUGGGGUAUUUUUUAUUGGUUAAUUUACUUCAUUGCCUAACUGUCACUUGCAUGAAUACUAAAGUAGCACCAUAAUACACCCUUCUAGUUUGAAUGUAUAUAACAUGUACAACAAUUCUCCAAGUCGUAGCAAGGAUAACAAUACCUAAAUCCUUAAACUCUGGUUUUUAAUUCAAGGUUGCUGCUGUAACAACGAAGUACAAACUAAAUAUCGGCAUAUUGAAUUUGUUUCAAAGCUCAUAACAUGUCUGUCUAUCCUGUAAAAAAAAAAAAAAAAAAAUCAGUUACUCUGUAAGUGGUGGUUGAAUUAUACUGUAACUAAACUGCCAUUGUGGUGUGUCUUUUUUUUUUUUUUUUUUUUAAGAAGUCAGAGGGGGAAGAAGAGGAUCCUUUACCCCAACAAGAAGUGACUGCUAAUCAUGUGGAAGCAAAGGAUAAUACAAUUUCAGAGUUGAGUCAGACAAGUACAACUAAAACAUGUGCUAUAGAAAAGGAUGAUCAGGAAACAUGGCAACACACAAGUAAUGUAAAGGCUUUAAGUACAGCUGAGCAAACAACUGGCAGUAUUGAACAGCCAGAGCCUUUACUGAAUUCUGCAGACUCUAAGCCUGUUGAAACUAUUUCCCCUGAAGUUCAAAGCACCAGAGAUCUUUGUGUAGAAAAGAGAUCCAGUAUUGCUGAAAAGGAUGAGCCUGUGGAGGAGGUUGUGGAUGUUGCUGAUGAAAAGCAAAGUACGGCACAAAAUGAAAGUGAUCCAGUACCAAUUUUAAAGGAAGUUGAUGAAGAAGAUGGGCAUGAAGAAGUAAUUAAGGAUCACUCUACACAAUGUGCAUUCACUUUCCAGAAUCCUUUGUUGUUUGAUUUGGAUUAAGGGGUGUGUGUGUUUUUUUGUUUUUCUUCUAACCUGUGACUCUUCUCAAAUAUUUGAGUGCCUCAACUCUUCAUAGUAAACAUCUGUUUCCUGGCUCUCUGAUAGUUAUAUUUUUAUAUACAUAUUCAUUUUAGGAGAUGGUUAGUUGUGGAAUUUGCGGGUGUGGUGUGGGUUUUUUAUAUAUUUUUAUAUAUAAUUUUUUUUUUUUUCUGUACAAACUAAUUACAAUGUGAUUGUAUGGCAUUAUGUAUCUAUAUACAGUGUGCUGGUAGAAUAGUCUUGUGAACAAGAAUCCCUCUUUUUCCCUACAUUAUGGCAACUUCUCUUAGUAGUUUAUCAGAAUCUGGUAUCAUAAAUGGGAUUGUGCAAGAAAAUUGCAAUUCUACUGUCACACUGUAUGGCUAUCUUUUUAUGCUGUUUGUGACAGACCCUACAAAACUUAAACUGACACUAUGCACUAUAUAACCACUACAUCAUUGACUUGGUUAUAGUGUCUUGAGCCUAAUUUUACAAUUGUUGAUCUCAUUUUGUAUUCACUCCACCCCACAAAAGUGUAUGUAUCUCUUUAAAUAGUUUUUAAUCUUUUUGUUCUUACAUUUUGUGUAUUAAGCAUUUUAAUAAAUAUCUAAUGUAUA